GAAGGCUUGUUGCCGGAAGUCGCGUUGUCAGCAUGGAUCUGGAGAAGUUCGAGCAGGACAAUACUCGGAGCUGUCUCCUGGCGUCUCCGGUACCGGAUCAGUGCCGGGAGGAGCCGUGCUGCCUGGGGAUAGAUGAAGCCGGCCGGGGACCCGUACUCGGUCCCAUGGUGUACGGCAUCUGCUAUUGUCCUGUUUCGCGGAAGAAAGACUUGGAGGAGCUGAAAGUUGCAGACUCCAAGACGUUAAGUGAGCCUGAGAGGGAGCGGCUCUUUAAGAAGUUGGAUGGUUCUUCGGAUUUCAUCGGCUGGGCUCUGCAUAUACUGUCUCCCAACGUCAUCUCCACCAGCAUGCAGCAAAGAGCAAAAUAUAAUCUCAAUGCCUUAUCCCAUGACACUGCAAUAGGCCUGGUUCAGCAUGCUCUGGACAGUGGUGUCCAAGUUACAGAGGUGUUUGUGGAUACUGUGGGUCCUGCCGAUAAAUAUCAAGAAAAACUGAGUAAGCUUUUCCCUGGAAUAGAAGUGACUGUGAAGCCCAAAGCUGAUUCCCUUUUCCCUGUGGUCAGUGCAGCAAGUAUCUGUGCAAAGGUUGCCAGGGAUAGAGUGGUAAAAGGCUGGAAGUUCUUGGAGGACUUAGGUGAAAUCAAUGUUGAUUACGGCUCUGGAUACCCAAAUGACCCAAAGACUAAGGAAUGGUUGGCUAAACAUCUGGACCCUGUAUUUGGAUAUCCCCAGUUUGUUCGGUUCAGCUGGAGCACUGCGCAAUUAAUCCUAGAAAGCAAAGCUGCCCCUGUUCUAUGGGGUGACGAUGAAGAGGACGCAGGUAAAUCUUCCUCACAUUCCCUGCUCUCCUACUUUGGUGCCUCGAAGGAAUCUUCAAAGCCCCAACGUCACAGGUUCUUCAUGGAGAGACAGCUGGAGCCCCUGGUUGAUUUGUAGAACAGAUUUACUAUUAAGUAUCUCAAGAAUAUUACCUGUCAUAAGACUGGCAACACAUUAGUAUCAUAUCAAAAUUCUGCUCCCCCCCCCCCCCCCCCCAUCUUAUUUAAAAGGGGGGAAAUUUGCCAAACCUGUACCCUACUAUAAACUGCUUUCUUCCUCCAGAAACGGAGCCACUCCUGUCCAUUAUCUGGUAUUGCGCCACAGCCACGUAUCCGAUCCAGACCUUGGACAACAGUGACCCUCUUUCUGAAAGAAGGCAGCCAUGUUUUAUUUUUAAAUCUAAACAUUGUCCCACAUUUACUACUCCUAACAGGCAUAAAUUUGGUUUUCCGACCAUUAGAGUACAUUCACACACGUGUAUUUUAUGGUCUGCAAGAUGUGUAUCAUCUGUGUGACCAUCGGGAUGCGGAAAGCAAACGGAUGACAUUGUAGAAGCAAUUAUUUCUUUAAAUCUGCAUUAACAUCGGCAUUUGCCUUCUCUUGGAUGAGUUUGGCUAGGGCUGUAGUACUCUUGUCACCUUCAUUUUGCAUUUGACACUGUCUAGGAGCAAUUUGUGUGCUGCCAUGUUCUAUGGGCUCCUCGUUUUACACUUGCUAUAUAUCGGGGAUGCCCAAUCUGUGGCCCUCCAGCUGUUACACAAUGACCUGCUGUAGACCGAUAGCUGUGGUCUGUCCAGACAUGCUGGGAGUUGUAGUUUUGCAACAGCUGGAGGGCCGCAGGUUGGGCAUCACUGCUAUAUAUGAUGUGUUUUUUGAUGCCUCUUUUUAGUUAAAGGAGUUUUGGGAGAUUCUGAUGUUGAUGACCUAUUCAAUCAGCUGUUUGUGGAGGCCGCAGCCUCCUUGCAGCUUAACAAGCCCAGCGCUGUCCAUUGGAUGAACGUACUGAUGAAUGUGACGUCACUGGCCUAAAUAGAGUCUGGUCGAUGCCGCAGCCUCUUCAAAGAGCUGAUCGGCAGGGGUGCCAGGAGUCGGACCCCCACUUAUCAGAUAUUGGUGACCUAUCCUGAGAAUAGGCCAUCAGUAUCAAAAUCUCAGAGAACUCCUUAAUGACUUUUUUCCAAUUAUUCGUUUAAAUAAAGGUUAGUAUUUGUAGAUUC
Messenger RNA from Bufo gargarizans (Asiatic toad), 2035 nucleotides. It is a transcript of the gene RNASEH2A, whose product is annotated as ribonuclease H2 subunit A. The record is from RefSeq and is a predicted model, not a curated record. The transcript is spliced from 8 exons. Bases 33 to 935 code for a protein of 300 amino acids. NCBI's taxonomy places the organism in Eukaryota, Metazoa, Chordata, Amphibia, Anura, Bufonidae. Gene Ontology annotation, molecular function: RNA-DNA hybrid ribonuclease activity; RNA binding. Gene Ontology annotation, biological process: mismatch repair; DNA replication, removal of RNA primer. Gene Ontology annotation, cellular component: ribonuclease H2 complex.